AUGGCAUCUUUGUCGUCGAUUGUUGCCUGUUGUUGGUGGCUCAUUAUCCCAUAUUGUCGUCGUGUGAUAGCUGCAUUGAUAAUCGACACGCCUAGGGCAUACGAUUCUAUUCCACUAACCAUGGGCUCUGUUGGUGGUUUUCGGGUGAGCUGGUCCGGAAUUACGGAUGACAACAACAAAAAUCCAAGAACGAACAUGACAAUGGAGCUCUAUCUGAUUCGGGGAGACAUGGUGGUGGUAGCAUCAUGGGUUAGGACCCUGAACACGAGCAGCAGCAAUGGCUCAUUAUUAUUACCAGUGAACAGCACCAUGAUGAUGCCACCCUUUGAGGCCUAUUAUUAUCUUCAGCUCUUUGUCAACAAGGAUCACCUUCAGCAGCAGGUUGCUAUACAAGGUCCUAUUUCCUUUUACUUGCAUGCAAAUACCACCACCGCAACAUCAUCCACUUUUUUGGUGAUACCCACUGCAACACCUUCUCCCUAUUUUACCACUGACCCAGCGGAAACAAGUACGCAUUUCAUCAUCGAUGCAUCGACGACGUCGACUACUUUAUUAGCAGCAGCUACUACGGAUGCUAUUUUGGACGACGAAUCUACUCUUGUAUCACCGACGACUCGAGCUGCAUUGGAGGGUGCAGCUAUUGCAGCCACCACGGUGAUCGUUGUGGCACUUGUCUAUGGUCUCAUUGUGUGUUGUAUCAAUCGCCGUCAUAAGAAAAAACAACCAUCAAAGAACAAGGACCGAGUUGUCACUUUUGAUAACACAACUACCAUUAUCAUGCCGCCAUCGUCUUCAUCAUCAUCAUCAUCAUCAUCGUGUACGAAUGGAGGACAUGCAGAGAAUACGUUUAUGGGAUACUAUUAUGAUAGCGAAUAUUUUACAGAUGUUGUCAAGUCUAAUGUAGGAUCACGUCAAUGA
Molecule: messenger RNA, 918 nt
Organism: Lichtheimia ornata
Lineage: Eukaryota; Fungi; Mucoromycota; Mucoromycetes; Mucorales; Lichtheimiaceae
Exons: 2
Coding region: 1-918 (305 amino acids)
Source: RefSeq, a predicted model, not a curated record